This is a messenger RNA of Pygocentrus nattereri (red-bellied piranha), 1529 nucleotides long. It is a transcript of the gene rprm3, whose product is annotated as reprimo, TP53 dependent G2 arrest mediator homolog 3. The record is from RefSeq and is a predicted model, not a curated record. The coding region runs from base 228 to 476 and encodes 82 amino acids. NCBI's taxonomy places the organism in Eukaryota, Metazoa, Chordata, Actinopteri, Characiformes, Serrasalmidae. The transcript has a single exon.
UCACUAAAGCCACUACGACCGCAGCUUUAAUGACAGAAGGACCGAAACUCUCCAGCUGAAGGACCACCUCACACCUUUUAACCAAACACCCAACGGCCGGAACUUCCAAUCCAUCUUUGAUCAUGCACGCGCCAGAGCUCCAGUGCGCUUAGAGGCGAACCAGAAGUUGGAGAAGUCUGGGGGGAUCUCGCGGUAAAGGGGCUUAACUCAUUUUCCCAGCUUAAGGCAUGAACGUGUCUCACGGACUGCUGGCUCCAGCCAUGGCGGGAUCUCGCGUGCCCUUGGCGGACGAGCGCGAGCAGUUCCUCGGGCGCCUCGUGCAGAUCGCCGUGCUCUGCGUGCUCUCUCUGACCGUCAUCUUCGGCGUCUUCUUCCUCGGCUGCAACCUGCUCAUCAAGUCCGAGAGCAUGAUGAACCUGCUGACCGACGACCGGAGACCCUCCAAAGAAGCGGAGAUCAUGAUGAUCGCGGCGUGAGGAGAUCCAGGAGGACUUUUAGCGCUUAGGAUGAUUCACGGACCUGAAAAAUGGAGAAGAGCUGAACUUUUCUUCUCUCUGAGCCCUGAGGAGGAGGAUGAGAAGGAGGAGGAGGAGGUGAGGGAGGACAUGGACAUAGACUUGUUGAGCUUUAGCGUCAUCCCUGUUUCAGGACUGCCAAAAUACCAAAUGCAUGCUGAAGUACUAGUGAUGUUUUUUAAUAAACAGCGAUGAAUAUAGACGUUCUUGUAGUGAAAUCAGUGAAGUAAACUCUUCAAAAUGAGGGUGUCAAGAGGACAUAGAACAUGAACACUUUUGGUUCCCCAAAGAACCAUUUUUGCAAAUGAGAUGGCUGUGAAGAAACUUUUACACGUUUAAAGAAGGGCUGGGCGAUAUGACUGUAUAUAUCGUUAUCAUGAUAAAUUAGCACGAUACAAUACAUUAUGCAUAUGCAGUAUACAAUACAGAGCCAUGCUAGUGAUAUCCCAUGUAAAAAUAACACGUGGCUAUGCUGUAUUAACAUGUGGGAACGAGAUCUUAAUGCAUGGCUGCAACUUUGUAAGGCGUGGGAGCAAGAUAUUUAAGUUGCAAUCAUAACUUAGGUGUGGAAUGAGAUUGAGCCCUAUUAAGGUGUGGUCAAGGUUUAAUGAUCUCAUUCUCACACCUUACUAAGUUGUGGCCAUGCAUUAGGAUCUCGUUCCCAUGCCUUACUAAGUUGUGGCCAUGCACUUUGAAGAUCUUGUAACCACAUGUUAAUAUGGCAUGGCCACAGCUUAGUAAGGCAUGGGAACAAGAUAUUGAAGUCGUGGUCAUGACUUAGUGAGGCGCGGGAAUGAGAUCAUGCCUCAUUACGCUGUGGUCAUGGCUUAAUUAUUUCAUUCCCACACCUUACAAAGUCAUGGCCACACAUUAUUUUUGAUUAUACAGGAUGUCACCAGCAGGGCUCUGUGAACGUACAGUGACCAACUGCAUGUUUCAUUAUAAAGAGAGCAACGUUAGACCUUAACUGGAUUUAGUGCAACGCAAUCUGCCAAAUAAAAGUCAAUGUGUUCA